AUGCCUCCAGUUUCAGUGAAAACGCCGCCACGAAUCACCAUACCUGAAGACAGCCCCAGCCAGAAUCACCAGAUCCGCCCGACCCCCGAACGUGCUGACUCGAUUAACACCAAAACAACCUCACCGGCACAACGGAGACCUCCGUCUCCGUCUCCUUCGUCCUCACGCGCGAAGCCGUCGCCAGAUCGGGGAUCUGGAAAGAAGAAAUCGCCAGAGAAACAUUCUUUACUUGAUGAGUCGUCGCUGGACAACCCCGAUCUAGGCCCCUUCCUGCUGAAGCUCGCGCGUGACACGAUCGCGUCUGGAGAUGGCCCGAGCAAGGCUCUGGAUUAUGCGCUCCGAGCAUCCAAGUCGUUUGAGCGCUGCGCUGUCGAGGGUGAACCGAGCCUUGAUCUGGCUAUGUGCUUACACGUUGUUGCAGCUAUUUACUGCAGUUUGGGGAGGUUCGAGGAAGCGAUCCCGGUGUUGGACAGGGCAAUUAAGGUCCCCGAAGUUUCAAGAGGUGCAGAUCACGCUCUAGCGGCAUUUUCGGGGUAUAUGCAAUUGGGUGAUACUCAUUCGAUGCUAGGGCAGCUUGAUCGCUCCAUCGAGUGUUACAAAGAAGGGUUAAAAAUUCAGAUGGAGGCCUUAGGCGACACAGAUCCAAGAGUUGCCGAGACUUGCAGAUACUUAGCAGAGGCCCAUGUCCAAGCAAUGCAAUUUGAGGAAGCAGAUACCUUAUGCAAAAGAACCCUAGAAAUCCACAGGGUACACAGCCCACCUGCAUCUCUAGAAGAAGCAGCUGACAGACGUCUAAUGGCACUGAUAUGCGAAGCAAAAGGAGACUACGAAGCAGCUUUAGAACACCUUGUCCUCGCCAGCAUGGCCAUGAUAGCAAACGGACAAGACAACGAAGUUGCAGCAAUCGAUCUGAGCAUAGGCAACAUCUACUUAUCCCUCUCCCGUUUUGACGAAGCCGUGUUCUCAUACCAAAAAGCACUCACAGUCUUCAAAGCUUCAAAAGGCGACAACCACCCAUCAGUGGCCUCUGUUUUCGUCCGCCUUGCUGACCUGUACUACAAAACCGGAAAGCUAAGAGAAUCAAGAUCAUAUUGUGAAAACGCCCUCAGAAUAUACGCAAAACCUGUCCCUGGAACAACCCCAGAAGACAUUGCUAGUGGAAUGACUGAAAUCUCAGCGAUUUAUGAAUCCUUCAAUGAACCCGAAGAGGCUUUGAAGUUGUUGCAGAAAUCAAUGAAGCUUUUGGAAGAUAAGCCAGGUCAGCAGAGUACGAUUGCAGGAGUGGAAGCGCGUAUGGGGGUCAUGUUUUAUAUGGUGGGAAGAUAUGAAGAGGCGAGAGGAGCUUUUGAAAGCGCUGUUGUGAAACUUAGGGCUAGUGGUGAACGAAAGUCUGCUUUUUUUGGAGUUGUUUUGAAUCAAAUGGGUUUGGCUUGUGUGCAGUUGUUUAAGAUCGAUGAAGCUGCAGAGUUGUUUGAAGAAGCGAGAGAGAUUUUGGAACAGGAAUCUGGUCCUUGUCAUCAAGAUACACUUGGCGUCUACAGCAAUCUUGCAGCAACUUAUGAUGCUUUGGGGAGAGUGGAAGAUGCGAUUGAGAUAUUGGAGUAUGUUCUUAAACUACGAGAAGAAAAGUUGGGAACAGCGAAUCCUGAUUUCGACGAUGAAAAGAAGAGGCUUGCAGAGCUUCUGAAAGAAGCAGGUAGGUCACGCAACAAGAAAGCAAAAUCAUUGGAAAACCUGAUUGAUCCAAACUCCAAGAGAACAAAGAAAGAGACAACUUCCAAGAAAUGGUCUGCUUUUGGUUUUAGAAGUUGAUCAAAUCAAACAACAAUUCAUUUCUUUAAAAUAUUCUAUCUAAUUACCACUCUACUAUUAUAGAAGCUUGUGUUUAUGUCUGUCAUAUUGUGUAUAAUAGUGUUUCUUCUCAUUUUCCCACAUCAUUCGAUUCACGCCUUUUUUUUUUUUUUUUUUCGUUAUUGUUGUUGUUGGGGAUUUGACUCUUUGAGUUUGUUUUCUGAAUUUGUUGU
Lactuca saligna is the source of this 2024-nucleotide messenger RNA. The record is from the annotation of a GenBank genome assembly. NCBI's taxonomy places the organism in Eukaryota, Viridiplantae, Streptophyta, Magnoliopsida, Asterales, Asteraceae.